CACGCCGAAUUUUGAGCUUCCGCGACAACACGGCUACUCGACCCUUUGGCUCACGCACAUUGUCUUAUCACGCAGCUAUUGCGUAAAUGAUACGUCGCCGGCCAGUUCUGAAGCAGAAACACUAGCGAUAACAUAAAUGCGUGCGGUCUGCGUCCCAACCUAGCUUUUCCAAAAAGGGAUUUGCCAAACUCGCCUUCUGCCCGACUUCCCUUGGACGUUUUGUCACAACCCCUCCGAGAAGUCUAAGCCACAACAAUGCUUCCAGGCAAAAAAGAAGCCCAUAGCGGCGGGUUCGGUGGUUUCACGACGUCGACGACGACCCUCUCGUACCUCACUCCACCACCCGACUUCUCCGCCAUACCUCAGGAGGUCGUCGUGCCGUUCAAAAACCUCUUAAAGAGAGCUAGUACAACAAAAGAGCGGGCGUUGCAGGACAUCCUUGCCUAUGUCCAGGGAGUUGGGCCUGACGGCCAGGUGCUCGAGGAGCCUGUAAUAGACGCAUAUGUUGAACUUUAUCCCAGGCUAUCCAUUGACGAUUCGGCGCGAGUUCGGGAACUCUCUCACCAGGUACUAUUCCAGCUCCUAAAUGCAGCAAAGAAGCGCAUGGCCAAGAAGCUUUCGAGUUUUGUUGGGCCCUGGGUUGCGGGUACCUUCGAUAGAGAUAAGAGGGCUUCGCGAGCCUCCAGCGACGCUUUGACGUCGUUCCUGCAAACCAAGGAGAAGGAGGAGGCUUUCUGGAAGGCCGUGCAAAACCGGGUCCUCGACUUCGCGACCGAGGCCAUCAAGGAGACGCCGGAUACUUUGAGUGAUGAGAGAUCGACCACAAAGCAGGAUUCCGAUGCGAAGUAUUUUCGGGUCGUCGGCGCCAGUUUAUCCCUUGCUCUGAAUCUCCUGAGGAAAGGAAAUAUUAACACACUCGAGAGCGGCUUGGCGCGCUACCUCGAGGUUGACGCACUGUGGACCAUGUCCAAAGCAGAGGAUGGGUUUGUGCGAAGGGUCUUGUACCAGUUCUUGAACACCCUCCUUGAGGCCAAGUCCCAGGUCCUGGAACCACACCUGCUGAAGGUCGGGAAAGCGCUUGUAGCCGACAGCAUGAAGAAGGCCCAGGCCGGGUCUGCAACUGACCUACUGAAGGUCCUAGCCGCUCUUACCAGCCGUUUCCCACAGGUUUGGGGAACACAAAAGCAUCCCCUGCAACGGCUCCACCAAUUCGUCGCCCAGGGAUCACAAGGAGGCGCCGAAGAGUACUGGCGGGCUUUGAGCCAGCUUCUUGAGAUCUUGCCAGACACCACCCCCUCAGUCGACAUCGUGUCUACCUUUCUAAGUUCCAUGCGAAAAGGGAUAGCGGACAGGCUUGAGACCCGCACAGGUCGGCAUCAAGCCUUCCACUCCUACGCACAAGUAUUCGAGCUCUUUAUCAGUCACUCGCCACUAUCCACCAACUUCCUUGAAGACAACCUCGCCAAUGUGACUCGGCAGUACCUUCAUCCUGUUCCAGAGUCAUCGUUGCCAUCGCCACAGCGGCCUGAUUCCCUCGCCGAGGCUUGGGUGAUUGUGGGCCGACACACGGACGAAGAAACCCCUGCAGUGGUGACUGAGGUGUGGCAGAAGCUGGAGAGUGCAAUACUCUCUCACAUAUCCAAUUCCCUGCCUGAGGUCUCUGAAGGCUACCGGAAAUCCCAGACGGCGCUAGCUUCAGAAGGAGAGCGUUGGUUUGCCUUCGCAGCCAACAUUUUGUCGCGUGUGGCGGACAGAGAUUCGUUUAUCCAGUUAGUCGUCACCAAGUCUUCAACGAAAGUCUUGCAUGGCGCCGUUGAUCUCCUGACCAGGAGGAAUUUCAAGCCCUUUGGGGCUGCGGCUGUCAUUCAAUCAGCGUUCAGGCAUUGCCCCCAGCUCUAUGCCGAUAACGACCUGUUGGAGUCGCUGUUCCCAGCCGACCAACCCGGACAUUAUGGCGUGAUUGUUUCAUCCCCAUCGCUGCCAUACCUUGUCUCUGACCUCAACACCAUUCUGGGCGAGGCAGGAAACCGGUUUGGGAAAACAUGGACUUCACUAGUUGAGGCAGCGCUGCAGCUUUCCGACCGUCCGUCGGCAUAUUCGGCUGUCAGGGCGCUUGUUGGGAUUCCUUCUGUCACUGCAUACGCGACCCGGUUGGACUCCUUGCAAAUAUUCCUUGUCUCUGCUUGGAAAGAGUAUGCUCACGGCCAGGAUUCACCUGCCUUGAAGGACCUUUGCGAAGCCACCCUGUCCUACGACGUUUUGGCGGAGGAUUCCUUAGGGCUCGUCGCAACCGACAUCAUCUCUGGUCACGACGUGCCCGAAACAUCUCAAGCGGCAACUGCGGCUCUCGAGUUGGUUUUGAAGAAGAGACCCGAGCUAUUAUCUUCAAACCAUGACCUGCAUGUGCGUCUGGUCACCAGUCUGCUUGCUAUGACCGAGCUUUCCGACCCAACGCUGUCUGGAAAGGCAAGGACUUUGAGAUCGCUCCUCGACGAGCAACCUACCGAGCAGAACCCCGUCGCCAGAAUCCUUGAAAAUCACCUCCGCGAAGCCGGUCCCUCUUCCCUUGACGUUGAUACCCUGGUGCAACAAGCUUUGGCAGUACUGAAAUCGGGUGCGGUGUCCCCUGAGGAUGUCUUCCCAAGUUCAACCGUGUGGAUGAAUGAGCUGACGGCUUUUCUCACGCGCCCGCCAAACCCAUCCUUGUCCCUGACGAGCAGCAUGGGAGGUGCAUACUUUCUGGUCCAAGGGCAGCCAAAUGCAAAGCUCCCGGUACCAAGCCGUGACAGCAGCGGGCGCUCCAUUCCCGCGAGGAUGGCGCUGUUCACGGCCAGGCUCCUCUCUUCUGGAAUUUCAUUGUCCUCUCUGCCGCCAGAGUUCCAGCUGGAAUUGGUGUACCUCCUCUGUUUCACCGAAGCUAUCGCUGGAGACCAGCUUUCUGCGGCUCAAACGGGCGGCUUGUGGAGUGAUGGCCCAGAGGCUGAACCAGAGGUACAAGAGUUCUGCGAGCUUAGCUCGGCAGCCGUCCGUGCUAUUGUAGCGGAUUGCGGCGACUGGACUGACUGGAGCAUGUCUGGCGACUCGCUCAUCGAACGUCUCAUCAACUUUAUGCUCCACCAAGGCGUUGGCCUGACCCCGGCGGCGUUUUACACCGCCAAGUCCCUGAGCUCCCUCCUUCAACUCCUCGUUCAAACUCAUGGCGGCCUGCACACCAGCCUCGAGCAGUGGCUUACGAAGACAAGAAUCAUGACAUCCUCUCCAAAUACUGCCCUUAUUGCCACCGCCUUUCUCACGGGUUUUGGCGACAAGCUCGCCUCCUCAAAAACCGUUUCGAUGUUCUGUAUUCGGCUCAUAAGCGAGAUGCCUGGCUUCCCUGACCUUUCCAAUCCCCGCGCCCUUCCAUCUCUGGUUCUCCUCAAUCAGUGCUUGGAUGUCUACGAGGCGGGCGAGGUACCUGUUGAGACACGGAAACAAGUCCUUGCCCUCCAGCAGUUUACGAGAUGGACAAAUGCUCCGGAACGAUUAGACUACCGCGCUGCAACUGAAAUUUGCAAAGCCAUUGCUCGAGUCAUUCCCGGCACCAAGGAUACCUACGGGCCGUACUGGGAGCAAGCGGUCGAGUACUGCAUUUGGCUGUGGAAGAAAGCGGCCGAAGAUGCAGCGGAGGAGCGGCUGCCGCACAUUUAUGCUUCCCUGAAGCUGAUGCAGGCACUUCACGCGACUGAAGAACCUAAUGACGACCUUGCAGAAGUCCUGGCAAGUCACAGAGAGGCGGAGUCUGCAGCACUCAUUGGGCUUCUUUGUAUUCCCCGCGAAGCCACUGCCAGUCUACCCAGCGGGCUGGUGGAUGCGCUCCUCGCACGAGCCGUGAGCAAGAUCCCGGACAUUAAGCUAGCGGAUCUUGAGGACGUGUACGAGGCUGUUGCAUCCGAAUCGCGCGAGAUCCAGAGGGCGGCGUUCGGCUUGCUCCAUAAAGCUCUGCCUGCUGCUCAAGAGGACAUCAACCUUGCGGUUGUGAUGGACAAGAAAGCGGCCAAUCUUCCAGACGAGCUGCUCUCCCUAUUGCUUAACGCGCCGGACCCUGCCGACUACACCGACGACGACCUAUCUCAGUUCCCCGUUGCCAUCCGUUCCUACCUGCUUGCCUGGCAUCUUGUGUUUGAUGCAUACAGCAAAGCUUCCUUCAGGGUUCGCAGUGACUAUACUGAUAACCUCAAGAGCGGGAAGCACCUUGACCCGCUGCUACACUUCCUUGCCGAUGUGCUCGGCCAUGCUCUCGCUCGUGCUCUUGACCUCGAUAAGGAAGGGUUCACAGCAGAGCACAUCCGUUCCUACAGCAUCGACCUCGCCGACUCGGAACCAGCGGAGCGGGACAUGAACUGGCUCUUGAUCCAUCUUUUUUACCUCAUCCUCAAGUACAUACCAGGUCUUUUCAAAAUGUGGUACCUGGACUGCCCUUCCAAGCAGACCAAGAAUACGAUCCAGGUCUGGAUGGAGAGGUUUUUCUCCCCUCUCAUCAUCGCAGACGCCUUGGAUGAAGUCGUUGAGUGGUCGUCCAAGCAAGAGCAAGGUGACGCAGAUACCCAGGAGAUCGUCGUCAAGGUCAGCAAAAACUCGCGCGAGAUCACGGCCGGGUAUCCCGUCGACGACGACGCAGCCACCAUCUCCCUGCACGUGCCAAAGUCUUACCCGCUCGAACCCGUCGACGUGGUCAGUGUAAAGAGGGUGGCCGUCAAGGAGGACAAGUGGCAGUCCUGGCUGAAGGCGACCAAAGCCGUCAUUAUGUUUGGGAACUGCAGCCUCGUCGACGGGCUGAUGGCCUUCCGCCGCAACAUCUCGCUCGCCCUCAAGGACCAGGAGGAGUGCGCCAUCUGCUACUCCAUCAUCGCCCAGGACAAGACGCUGCCGGACAAGAAGUGUGGCACGUGUAACCACUUCUUCCACAGGGUCUGCCUGUACAAGUGGUUCCAGAACAGCGGGCGGAAUACCUGUCCGCUGUGUCGGAAUGCCAUUGACUAUUUGGGUUCGGAUACCAAGAGGCGGAGGCCGGAGCAUGAGUGAAGGGUAGGGGGUGGGCUGGGAGGGUUGUGGUAGAUCAUGAGGCGUUCUUCAUUUGGGGGUGUGGGCAGCUCAUUGAUCAAGCCACCUGGUAAUUCCGCCUGUUGCGGAUGCAGACAGGCUGUCAAAGUCCCAGCCCGGACGUGCAGUGAGACCUACUGUGGAAUGACGGGAUGUGAAAGGCCAUUGACAGUCUGGCUAUGUCUGGUUGUCCGAGUCAUUCCGGAUUCAAGCCUCUGGCUUGCUUUGUCAACCGAUGGACAGGGACUGUGCAAGCACCUGCAACAUCAUCAUCAGGUCUUAAUUUCAUGGAUACCUUUUUCUCAGUCAUUCC
This is a messenger RNA of Parathielavia appendiculata, 5392 nucleotides long. RefSeq lists its product as uncharacterized. Lineage: Eukaryota; Fungi; Ascomycota; Sordariomycetes; Sordariales; Chaetomiaceae. The transcript has 5 exons. Gene Ontology annotation, molecular function: ribosomal large subunit binding; zinc ion binding; ubiquitin protein ligase activity. Gene Ontology annotation, cellular component: RQC complex; cytosol. Gene Ontology annotation, biological process: rescue of stalled cytosolic ribosome; ribosome-associated ubiquitin-dependent protein catabolic process. The record is from RefSeq and is a predicted model, not a curated record. Bases 256 to 5061 code for a protein of 1601 amino acids.